Molecule: messenger RNA, 1953 nt
Organism: Amoebophrya sp. A25
Lineage: Eukaryota; Dinophyceae; Syndiniales; Amoebophryaceae
Source: the annotation of a GenBank genome assembly
CUGAUGUAGGAAAAACAUGGAUAAGAUCAAGCGACGCAGCGCAAACGAUCGGGAUCUCGAGUCGUGUUCAUGCGAAUUCACAUUCGAUUUAUUCAUGAUUUUCGCAACAGGUGGUGCGCGUCGAUUGUUAUCACACUAUCGUCAGAUGUAUUUUUUCCACGUUGGGGUGUCUUAAUUACCUUCUUAAAGUAAAGAGUUUACGCAAAAAUGAGCGACAGCGAGCCAGAUUCCAUGGAAGGUGCUUCCGCCACGAAAAAGCGAAGCAGUGUACGCAGAACUUCCAGCACCGCUAUUUCCUCGAGUCUUUUCUCUCUAAACUCCGAGGAUCCUAUUUUCGAUUGCGCCUGGCACCCAAGCAGAGACUCGAACCUGUUUGCGACUGCGUCAAUCACGGGAUGCGUUGAUUUCUGGAAACUACCUUUGGAUGGGACAUCAAAUGACGCAGCCUCCUGUGUGUCGCGUCGAAAGCGGCAUAAAGGUGGUGUGCGCGGUCUCGCGUUUGCACCUGGUUGUGGUAGUCAGUGGGUCUCGGUGUCAUCAGAUCAAACGGCGUUGGUGUCGGAUACGGAAACGAACCAGCGGAUUCUGCGAACAGCCUUUGAGAGUGCUGUCAAUGUAGUACGCUACUUGGGCGAGGAUGGAAACGUCCUCCUAUGUGGCCUGGACGAUGGGAGUCUGCACUUCGUUGACAUAAGGGAGCGCACUGGCGCUACUGCUAAAGAGGAUACAGAAACAUGUGCGGGUUCGGGAGGAGUGCAACAUCGACCAAAAAUAGAUAGAAGACCUACUUUUUUCCGCGAGCAAGAGGAUUUCAUUUCAGAUUUGCUGCUGCUGCCUGAGAAAGGUCACGUCUGCGCUACGUCUGGAGAUGGGACUUUGGGUGUAUACGAUUGGCGUCGGCGCAAGCUAUUUGCCUUGUCGGAUCCGCAAGACGACGAGUUGAUGUCUCUUGGUCGCUGUAGACAGGGUUCGAAAAUCGUGUGCGGUGCGCAGGAAGGUGAUCUGAAGAUCUUCACUCUCGACGAUUACGGCGACUGCAAGGACCGCAUCGUCCUCGAUAUCAUCGCGGACGGGAGCGGCCGACGAAAUAAGGGGAGCAACACCGGUGCGGCGCUGGAGAUCUUCGGCAGUCACGCUAAUGCUGGCGCAGCCACGGUUUCUACGAAGAAAAAGGGUGGUUCCCGUCGUGGUGAUUCCACCCUGGCGGUGGAACGCGUUUCAGCGGACAGUCUUUGCAAUGUCGGAGACAAAGACGACUAUCUACUGUGUGGAGGUUCGGAUGGAGCCAUUCGCUUGGUCGCAGUGCAUUCUCAGCUUCACGGUAAUCGCGUCGUGGCCAAGCUAGGAUAUCACGGCGGCGGCUCUCGUCGUGGGCGUAGCGCGAUUGGACACGAGCUUUCUGAAGGCGCCACAAAUAGGGGGAUGAAUGAAGACGACGACAACAACCCAGACGUCGAUGCGGAAGAAGACGAUGAAAUCGCUGCGCCUAGUGCUGUAAUGCCGAUUGAGGUAUUGGCCCAGAGCCCAUGGGAUGCCGAUGUCGUGGCAUCAUGUGGACAUGAUGGCGUAGUUCAAUUCUGGAAUUUUGGCCAAGUCUUAAAGGAAAUCACGAAUCCGAAAGCCGAGAUGAACGUAGAGGCAAAAAAGAAUGCGAAGAAGCGCAAGAAGACUAAGAACAAAAUCAUUGACCUUGCGACCACGCAGACUGCAGCAGUGUCUAAGGGCAAUGACUUUUGGGGCGGCUUAUAACUCAGUUGGGAGACACGGUUCAAUUGAUGAUGUCAAGUAUCUUCGUCCUGGAUUUUCUACUUUUAUACAACUCCUCGCAGCUGCAAUGCUGAUCGUUUUUUAGCAACGAACCAAAAUGUUUAGUAACCCUGCUCAACAUUUUCUCAAAACAAUUGCAUACCAGAGAGUUGUUGUGCUUCGCGAGAAUCUUCGUCUGGAUGUCCG